GUCUGUCUACGCUGGUGUCUAAAAUCCUCAAAGGAGAGCGUCCAGGAAGAGAGAACAAGAAAGGAAACAGAUGGCCUCGCUGCUCCGCGAAGGCUUGGAAGCGGUCUAGACCACGUACUCGACCAGACCCUCCAAACUCCCAUUUCACAACAAUCAAUACGAUGCAGCUGAGUUGGGCCGCGAGGACAACGAAGGCAAGGCCGGCAGGAUUAGGAAACCGGGUCCGCGGGCGGCCUCCUCCCAGAGUCGCCCCCCGCUCCCUCCCCCACGCCCCCGGCAAGGGCACACCUUCCUGCCCACCCCACCUUCCAAAGUCAACACGACAGCAAGCCAAACCCAAGCCCGAGCCGUGUCUGGCCGUUUCUUUUGUCCUGUUCCACGGUGAUCACUUUUUUCCAGAGCAGGUUAACGGUCCGGCAGUCCCGGGGUGCGCCCUACGGCCCCGCCAGGUGCUCCCGAUCCCCCGGCCCAUCAGGGAAUCAGGCGACCCCGCUACGGCCGGGGCGCCCGCCCACCCCCUCCCCGGUGGACGCACAGGGACCCGCGCCGGCGCGGGGCAGGACAGCGAGGAGGGGGCCUGCUCCGAGCCAGGCCGCUCGGCCCGGGCGCCCCGACGGCCCCGCCGUGCCCCGGAGCGCCAGCCCCGGCCUCGCCCCUCCGCGGAAACCGGGCCGCCGAGGCCCCGGGCCGAGGCCGCAGGGAGCGUAGGCCGCCGCCAUCCCCGGCCUGUCGUGCGCCCGCUGCCCCGCGGCCUUACCGCCUCCACGGCGUGCUGCAGGAUGGAGGUGAACUUGGAGAACAUCUUGUCCCGGGACUGCAGCAGCCUCUCCCGGGACGACCUGGAGAGCUCCUCGAUCCGCCGCCGCCGCCCCUGCUGCGGCUGCCGGGGCGGCUCCAGAGUGAAGGCCGGUGCGGGCGGAGAGGACGAGCAGAGGGCCGAGGCGGGCCCGGGCCCGGCCGCUUCCGGGGUGUGCGGGAGGCGCGGCGGCUCCGGCGGGCGCUGGGACGCGGCGGGCGGCGAGGAGGGCGCUCGGCACGGACUCGGGGGUCCCGCGACGCUCCGGCGGCGGUUGCGGCUCCGGCUCGGACACGGUGGCAGCCCGGCUCGGGUUCCUUCCGCCCGCUCUGCCCGCCGCGGCCUGCAGGGGGCGCCGCCGCGGCCCGGGGAGGCCCGGACCGGGCCUUACCAGCGGCGGGGCGGCCGGACACCGCGGGGGCGGGGGAGGCGCGGGAGGCCGCGGCCGGCUGGGGGCGGGAGCCGGGCGAGCGGACUCGGUAGUCCUCACGUUUGAAAAAUUCAGCCAGCCUCCGUUUUGUUUCUCCAGGGGAAGUGGCAGGUGUAUUUUGUAGGGAAACGUAGCCAUACCCGUACGUAAUAUUCCGAGGUUCGUCUGAUUUGGGAGACUGAUGAAACUGGAAAACAGGGAAAGAAUCUGAAGGGCUUCUGUCUGCUAAAUGCCUAGAACAGUGGCUGACUGGGAGCUGCUGCCCAGCGUCCCGAGAAUACCCUACGGCACGUCACUAGCCUGGGAACAGAUCCACAUAAGAUUCGAAAUCUGAAAGACAUGAAUUUUCAAUUAAAUACCAGAACGAUGAAUGAAAAUGGACUCACUCCAGUGGUUGUUAUUGUGAAAUUCAGAACACUGAGUUCAAAGAAACAUCCUACACGAUUUCCAGUGACAGAAAAAAAAGAAGUCCCUACAAAGAGUUAAGAAUUACAGUGGCAUGACACUUUUCAACAACAUCAUGAGAAAUGGGAAGGCAUUGGGGCAAUGCCUUUAAAAUUCUGAGUUUUUCUCAGGAAGCUAUCAGAAGAUGUGUUCCAUCAAAACUCAGGGAGUAAACCUAAGGGAAAAAAAGAUAAAGGAAUCAGAUAACAGAGCCCAUCAUAAAAGGGAGGCGAAGGAAAUUCCUAGGAUGAUGGUGAAGCAGAAUUCCAGCAUGACAACUAUGCAUCAGAUUGGGACAGCUAACCAACCAGUCCAGAUUGGAGCAGGUCUGAAGGUGAAACUGAUAGAUGAAUUGUCUAUGUGUUUGAGGAAAUUUACAAAAUAGGAGAGUCUGAUGUUGAAUUAGUGAUAAAUACAACGAGAACCAAGCAGAGAAAAAAACUAGAUCAUUAUGAACACCAAGAAAAAUAAAAUACUCUAUUGGAAUAAGUAAUCAUAGUAGAUACAUGGCUUACCUGUAAAUACAUCUGUAUAAACAUAGUAAUGUAAACACUAAA
Molecule: messenger RNA, 2227 nt
Organism: Felis catus (domestic cat)
Lineage: Eukaryota; Metazoa; Chordata; Mammalia; Carnivora; Felidae
Product: translation initiation factor IF-2-like
Exons: 5
Coding region: 162-1292 (376 amino acids)
Source: RefSeq, a predicted model, not a curated record